Molecule: messenger RNA, 573 nt
Organism: Mytilus trossulus (common blue mussel)
Lineage: Eukaryota; Metazoa; Mollusca; Bivalvia; Mytilida; Mytilidae
Product: low-density lipoprotein receptor-like
Exons: 4
Coding region: 2-508 (168 amino acids)
Cellular component (GO): plasma membrane
Molecular function (GO): protein binding
Source: RefSeq, a predicted model, not a curated record
UAUGUAUUUGACCUUUAUCACUGUUGUAUUGUCCGCGAUAUUACAGAGAGGAUUACUUACAGUCAUUCCUGUCACUCCGUAUAAUCCAUGGGACUGUGUGCCGUGUAAAGACGGUAGUGCCUGUGUCUAUUUACACAAAUUUUGUGAUGGUUCAAGGGAUUGUGACAAUGCAGAAGAUGAAAACACAGAUAUUUGCAAAGCGAUGCCAUGUCCAGGAGUAACUGAAUUUGACGCAUGGCGUUCUGGUAAUCAUAAAAACGUAAAAUGCAAUGACAUGAUUCAAUGUUACCCAGACAAUGGACUCUGUGAUGGACAUAACUCAUGUAAUGAUGGCACAGACGAGAAGGAAUCAUUUUGUAAAGAAUAUCAAUGUCCUCAAACAAAAGUUAAAUGCCAAGAUGGAUUACAGUGCAUCCAUAGACAUUCAAUGUGUGUCGGAGAUGCUGCUCAGUGUGAUGAUGGAUCUGACGAAUCAGAGGACUAUUGUCAAAGUAAGCAUACAUGCUGAAGUACAUAAUUUACCCCUUUUGGAAAUACGUUAUCAAUACUUUAUUACUUACAGUGAGAAGAGAC